AUGGGUAAUGUAUUACAGCAACUGUUGUGCUCUGGUAGUGCUAACUAUAUGGAUGAUGAGAUCGAAUAUGAACGAAAACAACUCAAUUCAAGUGGAACAGAGCGCAAAUGUAGUUCACGAACGAUAAUUUAUGAAGAUAUAAUGCAAGUAGCAUUACCAGAACUUUCUCAAUUGUAUAUUCUCCAAGAUGAAAGUGCCACAUUGAUCAAUUCAAGUACACGCGCCUUCGGUCAAGAAUGUAUUCGAUUUGUCAAUAUUGCGUUCCAUGCAAGUCAAAUGUUUCCUUCAAUGAUGGGCACAUUCGACGCUAUUAGUCAGUACAUACGACAAGAACUUAUCCGACGACAUCCUAGAAAAUAUUUUCAUAUAAUUAUCGGUGAAAACCAAGGAUUUGAUUUUGCGAUUAGUGAUUUCGAAUAUUUCGUUGACAUUAACUACGAACAUUAUCGUGUAUUGAUCUUCUCAACAAGUUUAAAUGAAAAAGUUAAAUUCAAUACACAUGAUGCUAAUACUCAAAUGAAAUUGCAUUGGAAAUCAGUUUUAAUUAAAUAA
Messenger RNA from Rotaria socialis, 552 nucleotides. The record is from the annotation of a GenBank genome assembly. Lineage: Eukaryota; Metazoa; Rotifera; Eurotatoria; Philodinida; Philodinidae.